UCGCUACUCCUAUUCUGAGAUCCUUUAUGAGUACAGGGCCUGGUUCAUUUGAAAGAUUACAUCCUGAGACAUUGAAAUCAGUAGAAAAACUGACUUCAGACUCACACAAAGACCACAAACACACACACAUCCCGCUCCUAUUCUUUUCCACACAGUGGCAGGAAGUUGUCCACAUAUCCGCAGUGCUUCUGAAGAAGAAUUAGAGAGAGGGAGGUGGAUUGUAGCAGCACUGGAGGAUAGAGUGUACACUUUAGACAUAAACUGUUCACACGGUCCAAUUGCGAACGCGGUCUUCUCCAGAAGAUACCCAGAGAGAUACCUCACGACACUUUGGCGGAGUACAGACCUGCCGGACCUGCCAUAGCCGGACCAAGGCAUUGGACCUAGUAACUGCACUGGUAAAGCUCGGAGGAUAGUGGGAGAGAGUAGACUACUGCCGUCUCCAUCCUCCUCUCUGGGACCUGCUUGGCCCAAUGAUGCUGGUGCUGUGGACAGCUGUUCUGUUGGGUUUGAGCAGGUGGUGUCAAGCAGCAGCGUCUCCCGGGGGUGACCCCUGGGCCCAGUGUCCAUCCAGACAGUGUAAGGCCAAGUUUGGAGAUGGGUCAUGUGAUAAAGAGUGCACCGAGCCUGAGUGUCUGAGGGACGGGUUCGACUGUCUGAGGGACAAAGGACGCUGCAAUUCAGGCCACAUCCACUACUGCCGAGACCACUAUGCCAACUCUUACUGUGACCAGGGCUGUGAAAGCGCCGCCUGUGGCUGGGACGGGAGUGACUGUCACAGGCACCACAGCCCUCUGUGGGCAAAGGGCACCCUGCUCCUGCAAACCCACGUCCCCCUGCAACACGGCACAUUUUCCAACAGUUCCCUCCUCUGGGCCCUCAGCACCCUCCUGCAGACGCCCCUCAGAUUGCGCGGCAUGGUGCCCCUUGACCCCAGCAAGGACCUCUUCACCUUUAAUCCCCAGCAGCUCGAAAACCUGCUGGCUCAAGCUUCCUCGGAUGACUCAAAUGGCUCUCUCCUAUUCCUGCAAGUGGAUAACAGGCCGUGCUCCCGUCUUCCUUCUACCUGUUUCCCAUACGCCAUCGAAGCAGCUAACUUCCUGCGGGCUGCUACGUCGUCGACUCGUGUGUCGGUCCCCUCUCACCCAGAAUUAAAGGCCAUUAUUAGUGUAAGAGGGAUUGGGGAGGAAAUAGGAGGGAGAGAGGAGGACCCAGUUGAGGAAAAAGAGGAAACUAAUGGAGCAACACCUCCAUGGCUAUGGGCUGUGAUCGGCGUGGCAACGGGCCUGGUACUGGCUUUGGUCUUGAUGGUUGUCUUGGCGAUCAGAAGGGUGAGACGACGACGAGCGGAGAGGGAGGGAGGAGAGAGGGUUAGGCACAGAUCCACUGUCACUGAGAAUGACAGCGGAGCCAAUGCGGCCAAGGCAUGGGCACAGCACACACCCCACCGAGAGCGGAGGGGCAGGACAGGGAGAGAGAAAGACAGGAAUGGGAUAAAGAAGAAGAAAGCAAAGGAGGCUGAGAAGAAAAGACGCAGAGAUCCACUGGGGGAGGAUGCCCUUCGACUGCAGCCCUUGAAAAAGGACCUGGAUAUUGGAAGUGACACUGACUUUACCCAGAGUUCUAUGGAGGACAUCAACAGGUCCAUCUGUGACCAUCGAACGCAAGAGCAGAAGCACUACCGCAGCCCUCCGAGCCACCCACAAUCACCCACACAAACUCCACUUUUAGCCCCCCCAAGAGGAUGGGAGAGAAAUGCUGUCCCGUCGCCACAUCACAGAACACCCAAUCAAUCUGGUUCGGUUCAGUGGUGUGGUCCAGAUGGGUCAGUGGUCCUGAUUCGUGCGGUCCGGAGUGGGCUUGACCGCGUGGUUCUGGAGCUGCUACGAGCUGGGGUGCCGGUCAACAACACAGACCACACUGGGAGAUCAGCCCUCCACUGGGCAUCCUCAGUUAACCACCUUUCCUUGACAAGAACCCUCACUCGCUACGGUGCUGCGGUGGACCUACAGGACAACAAGGGUGAGACUGCUCUGUUCCUCUCCGCCCUCCACGGUUGCUACGACACCGCCCGGUUCCUGCUCCUGAACGGGGCCAAUCAGGAUCUGUCUGAUCGCAGAGGACGCCGGGCACUGGAUGUUGCCCAAGAGGGCAUGCAUCAUCAAGUCCUGGAGCUCCUAUUGGCUCACAGGGUUCAGAGAGGGCCUAUUCCUAUGGAGCAAGCCAAUGAUAUGCUGUGGGAUGAGCGUGCCUUGCUGUAUAGCCAAUGGGUGAAUUCCCCUGGGCUCCCUGGGAGAAGUGCCUCCUUCUCUGGUGUCAUAGGGCAUCGGGAUAUGUCUUCGCCUCCACCAAGUGAUUGGUCAAUGGGCGGAAUGCAGUGCCCUUCCCCUCAGAACUGGCGGCCACAGCUCAACCAAUCAGUGACCGCAUUGGUCACCCCAAGAAUCAUGGGGCGUCCCCCACGGCCAAUCAGCACUCUGCAGGAAGUUACCUCAGAGGACGAAGAUCGUGAAAGGCCCCAGGAAGUCCCGAGAGCAGCGACACCGCACUUCCUGUUACCCCAGCCUGCUCCUCGACAGCGGUCCUUCUCCUGUACCCAGAAUGCAAUGCAGCGUCACUCCAUUUCACAGCAGCCCGAACCGACUUAUGUUGCCUUAUCAGAGAAAAUUGCCAUAGAUGAGCCCAUAGAAAGAGUGAUCGUAGUCCCUCCUACAGAUGCUCCCACCAAAUCAAAUCGUAGAUCAAUAGUCGAUAGUAGCGAUAACCCCAACAGGGCGGCGCAAGAGAUUGAGACAGCAAGUUUUAAAAAGGCAGACCAGAAAGCCCGAAGUGAGAAGCUAAAUAACCACAUGCCGGACUCUAAACAAACAGCUUUGUAAAGGAGAGGGCUCUGCUAAAAUUACCCCAAAUACCAUGUCAAUCAUGUGCUUUUUACAUUUUCUGUAACAGGCUCCUUGCCCCUAAAUAACAGCAGAUUGACAGACGGGAUAUAAACUCAGUCAAUAAAUGAGUAACUUAAUUUACUCUAAAUAUCUAAAUCAAUAAACUAUGAAAUGAUUCAUGUGCAAUUAUUUUUUUCAUCUGCCAUAUUAGGGAGUGGCCCGUCUCUCUUAUGCUGAUAUCAACCAAUCAAGACAGACCAACAGACUGUGAAUACAGAGACUUUAUUGUAAAAGAGGUAGAGAGAAUACAGGUGUUUUUCACUCACUGUACAGAAUGACAGCACUGUUGAUAUACUCAUUCAAACCGUUAAUAUAACCAGCACACACACUUCAUUCAUGAUAUAGACACACAGACAAACAAGCCCAGUAGAAAAGAGAAAACAAACACACUAAAUCUUUGGAUUUUCUAUAUUGCCCCCACAUCCUCUAAAUGCAACUAUAUCUGAGCUUUAAACGAAAAUCCUAAAAUAUUUGUAAUAACAGCAUUAAUAAUAUAGCCUAAUAAAACAAUGGUAACGCAAUUUCCCAAGCCUCUCUGCCUACAUACCACAGUAACAUAUAAAGUAGUGGAAAACAAAAACCCAUGAUCCCAAUACAAAACAUCACACACACAUACUCAGCUCAUACAAACAUAAUGAACAGUAUCAUUGGACAGUAAGAAACUGAAAAGACAUACAAAAACUGCAGCCAAGUAAGAGUGAUAUCAUUCUUUCAGUCUUUUUCCGUUGUCAAUCUUUCCAUCUAUGUCAUCGACCCAAAGGGGGCGGGGCCAUCAGUCAGAGUCCCCCGAGUGGUCCUUUCCCGGGGAAGUGGCAGAGGGGGGUGUGUUUUGCCCUUGCCAGUUCCCAUUAGUCUGCAAAAGAGAAAAAGACAUGGUGACUUGUAGUGGCAUUAACCUACAUUAACCCCUCUCCACUCCAAUACAACUCAUCCCCAAGGUUGUUGUUGUGAAUGAGAAUGUGAUCUCAAUUAGCUACGAGCUAAAAUAAAGAUGAUAUGUAACAUGAA
Molecule: messenger RNA, 3950 nt
Organism: Salvelinus fontinalis (brook trout)
Lineage: Eukaryota; Metazoa; Chordata; Actinopteri; Salmoniformes; Salmonidae
Product: neurogenic locus notch homolog protein 3-like
Exons: 11
Coding region: 474-2879 (801 amino acids)
Biological process (GO): multicellular organism development; cell differentiation; Notch signaling pathway
Cellular component (GO): membrane
Molecular function (GO): protein binding
Source: RefSeq, a predicted model, not a curated record